This is a messenger RNA of Dictyostelium discoideum AX4, 519 nucleotides long. It is a transcript of the gene cfaB, whose product is annotated as counting factor associated protein. The transcript is spliced from 2 exons. NCBI's taxonomy places the organism in Eukaryota, Evosea, Eumycetozoa, Dictyosteliales, Dictyosteliaceae. The record is from RefSeq and is a predicted model, not a curated record. Gene Ontology annotation, cellular component: extracellular region. The coding region runs from base 1 to 519 and encodes 172 amino acids.
AUGAAAUUAUUAAACUCACUAAUUUUAUUAGUUUUAACUUGUUUGGUAUCGUCAAUCAAUACUCAAUUCAUUUCCAUUCAAAAGUAUGAUUUUAGUGGAAAUUGUAAAAAUAGUUCAGAUUCAGCAAGUAGUUUUGAAGCAUCAAGCGAAUCAGCAGCAAUUUGUAUGCAAAAUGAUUUAUUAUCUGGUAUAGUUACAAAUGAGGGUGUUUGCUUAAUAUUUAAUGAAAUCCCAACUACAUUCCUUAUAUCAUCAAAUGGUGAUUACGUUGUAAUAUUAUUGGAAAUAGAGCAAUUAAAAUUGGUGAAUGUUUUGUUGAGUGUGCUGAUGAUUACCACGGAAGUACAUAUUUAUUUUCAACUGAAACAUCUUUCAAUUACCCAUCUAAUACCUACAUUGAAAUAUCUUACAAUGGCGAAUGUGAUGGACAAUGGAAAACUGGUUUUAACUAUCUUCAAUAUUACAUUGUCAAUAAAUGUAAUGUUGCACAUGAAAUUGAAACUCAUACCUUUUCUGUAG